Microtus oregoni (creeping vole) is the source of this 5682-nucleotide messenger RNA. RefSeq names its product calcium/calmodulin dependent protein kinase IV (gene Camk4). The coding region runs from base 242 to 1633 and encodes 463 amino acids. The record is from RefSeq and is a predicted model, not a curated record. Gene Ontology annotation, molecular function: calcium/calmodulin-dependent protein kinase activity; calmodulin binding; ATP binding. NCBI's taxonomy places the organism in Eukaryota, Metazoa, Chordata, Mammalia, Rodentia, Cricetidae. Gene Ontology annotation, biological process: protein phosphorylation. The transcript has 11 exons.
GGCGCCCUGCUUGGUCUCUGCCGGCUGGCGGUGGCUCCGGGUUCCCCUGCGCUGGUGCUCACCGUCUCAGUCUCUCCGCCCGCACUCGCUCCCGCUCCCGAGCGCGGAGGCGAGCCGUAGCCCGGCGCGGCGGUGGGCGUGUGCGCGCUGAAGGACGCCUCCUCUCGCUCCCGUGUUGCAGGCGGCGGCUGGCGGCUCCGGCUCGGGCAGCAGCGGCGGCUUCCGGAGUCCCGCGGCGAAGAUGCUGAAAGUCACGGUGCCCUCCUGUUCCUCGUCCUGCUCCUCGGUCACCGCCAAUGCCCCAGGGUCUGGGAACCUCGUCCCGGAUUACUGGAUCGACGGCUCCAACCGGGAUGCUCUGAGCAAUUUCUUCGAGGUGGAGUCAGAGCUGGGACGGGGUGCUACAUCCAUUGUGUACAGAUGCAAACAGAAGGGGACCCAGAAGCCCUAUGCUCUCAAAGUGUUAAAGAAAACAGUGGACAAAAAGAUUGUCAGAACUGAGAUAGGAGUUCUGCUGCGCCUGUCACACCCGAACAUCAUAAAACUUAAGGAAAUAUUUGAAACGCCCAUGGAAAUCAGUCUGGUCCUUGAGCUCGUCACGGGAGGAGAGCUGUUUGACAGGAUUGUGGAAAAGGGAUAUUACAGCGAGCGUGAUGCUGCGGACGCUGUGAAGCAAAUCCUGGAGGCUGUGGCUUACCUGCAUGAAAAUGGGAUUGUCCAUCGUGAUCUCAAACCAGAGAAUCUUCUCUAUGCAACUCCAGCCCCAGAUGCACCUCUCAAAAUUGCUGAUUUUGGACUUUCUAAAAUUGUGGAACACCAAGUGCUCAUGAAGACAGUGUGUGGAACCCCGGGGUACUGCGCACCUGAGAUUCUCCGAGGCUGUGCCUAUGGACCGGAAGUGGACAUGUGGUCUGUAGGAAUAAUCACCUACAUCUUACUUUGUGGAUUUGAACCGUUCUAUGACGAAAGAGGCGACCAGUUCAUGUUCAGGAGAAUUCUGAAUUGUGAAUAUUACUUUAUUUCCCCCUGGUGGGAUGAAGUAUCUCUAAAUGCCAAGGACUUGGUCAGAAAACUAAUUGUUUUGGAUCCCAAGAAACGACUGACUACGUUUCAAGCCCUCCAGCACCCGUGGGUCACAGGAAAAGCAGCCAACUUUGUGCACAUGGACACGGCUCAGAAGAAGCUCCAAGAAUUCAAUGCUCGGCGCAAGCUUAAGGCAGCAGUGAAGGCUGUGGUGGCCUCUUCUCGACUGGGAAGUGCCAGCAGCAGCAGCCACAGCAGCAUCCAGGAGAGCCACAAGGCCAGCCCAGAUCCAUCUUCAACCGAGGAUGUUACUGACAGCACAGCUGUUCUGGGAAAGAAGAUGCAAGGAGACCAGGUGGCUGCUGAGGGCACAGCAGCUGAGAUGACAAUGCUGCAGGCCGAGGGGCAGGAGAAGGAUGCAGGUGGGAAAAACAAGGAGGUCUCCAGGAUGGUGAUUCAGGCGCUGGAGGAUGGCUUGAAGACACGUGACCCCACAAUGAAGAGGCGCUCGGUGGAGAAGCUGAAGACUGUGGGGGAAGAAAUGGACCCCAAAGCUGAGGAGGAAAGCCCUGCUGCAGAAGCGCAGGAUGUGAUUCUGCCAGAGUACUAAUCUGGCUUCCUUUAGGUUCAGAGACCAAGCCAAACAUUUGAUGUACUUUGUCCUUCAGCAAGGAAGGUGGGGGAGCAUGACAUGCACUAUUGUGAUUCUGUUUUGAGGUGCAAAAAAAAACCCCAUAUAUACCAGUUGGUAAUCCUAAUUUCAGUGCAUGUGUUUGCUUUAUGAAACAAUGCUGUCUUCUACGGCAUGUAGUGUAGACAUGAGCCCCAUGAGUUAAAUUUGGAGUUUCCAGCAAACAGCACAACACUUUAAAACAAAAGUUCUUAGCCUUUUGGUGGCAUAUAUUUGAAGUGAAAUGGAAAACUAAUUUUUCUUUGAAAGCUUAGGCAUCCCAUACCUCCCAGAAGUCUUCAGAGGUGGCAAUUCCUUUGACCUCAACUCAAAUAAAGACACAUUCCCAUGACUUUCUGAACACUUCCCGUGGGUUCAGCUUGACAUAUAAAAGAUACCUGUAGAGUGGCCAAAACCAUCUGCCACGCUGAGACAUCAAAGCAUGAUGUCUUAGACCACGAGCCCACAGCCCCCUUAAGAGUGUGUAAAGAAUGUCUCAUUUUAUUAAGUAUGCUAUAUAAGAAUUUCCAAAACAUUCAUCAUAAAAUUCUGCCAGUUUACAAUUCUUAGGAUAAUAUUAAACUGUGGUGUUUCUUUCCUUCACCUGCUUUUCACUAAAAUGCCCCAUCAGAUGUAUUAAACCUAGUAAAAAUAAAGAAAUUUAAGUAUAAUGAUAUAUAAUUUAAACUUAGACAUACCAAGAUUAAUUCCUUUUUACUUUUCAUAUAAAUUUGCAUUUGUAAGCUUAUAUAAUAUUUUGCGUAUAAGAACAUUUUUGUGGAUAUACUCUGCAAAUAACAAGUUUCAAGUUCUGGAAAAGCCCAUUUCAGAAAUUGGUGCCAAAAUGUCUGAAUAUAAUAAGAACAAUGCAUUCCAUUGUUAUAUAACUUAUUGCUGAUGUUGUUACAGUAAGAAAAUGUCUGCAGGAGGAUUCUCCCCUCCAGCUGUGUAGACAUUCUGUUCAUGAGUUCAAAAUUCACUAUAACAACUAGUGUCUUUUUUCCUUACAUAGAUGGAAAGAGGGCAUAUUUUAUGAUGAAGAAACUUUCCAUAUCAAGAAAUUCAUAUUGUCUUAAAAAUAAGCAAAAACAAAAAUAAAGUGAAAACAAACCUUAAAACAGACUUCGGGGAGGAUAAAGCAUUAGACCUUAAUUAGCAUGAUACUUUUUUCCUCAGGAUUUCUUUGUUUCAUAGAUAUUACACUAAAUGCAGUAUCAAGUUUCUUGAGUGAAAAUGACCACUUUAUUAAAACAAUUGCUUUACAUUUUUGGUGGGUUUUCUUAAAUUAUAAACAGUAUGACUUCCAAAAUACAAAAUGAGGGCAAAAAAAUGAGCAGCACAGAUUUUUUUUCCAUAAAAUAAUAACUUAAUUUGUUCUGGCUCACAUACAAGCAUUUGCACUGGGAAAUUACAUUAGAUCUGGGGCCUCUCCAGGCUGUUGGGGGCAUCAGCGCUUACACAGAGCUCCAGCAGUCCUGGGGAAGGAGACAAUGGGGGGCUUCUUGUAGUCUGUGAUUUGGGUCCUUGACAGGUGGGUGACUUGAGGUUCAUUAUCUGAGCUUCGGUGAUUAUUAUUCAAUUGAUUUUAAUUAGUAUUUACGCUCUCAUUUUACUUCUCCCCUCUUUAAUCUCCCUCAGAACUCUCCUUUCGAGUGUCAUAAAGGGCUAUUUUAACCUUUAAGAAGGCUUUCUUAAGAUUUCCAUUUAAGAAGAACAAUUUCCUAGUGUGAUUUUCCUCAUCAGACUUAACAUAUGUAUGGCAAGUGUUCCAUAUUUGGAAAGAGUAAGGGUCUUGAUAGAAGGUGUAAUUAGACUAUCAGAACACAUAUAGCAUCACUCAGCCCCAGUCCAGGUCUGUCUUCAUUCCAACAUGGCCUGAACGCUUUGGAUGACCCUGUGAGCUUUAAGAAGAGCAUUACAUAUGCCAAGCCCUUGAGUGUUUUAGAAUUCAGUCAUUUAAAUGAUUGCACCUUACCCCUUCUUGGUGAUACUCAAGAGUGUUAGGCUAAUUCUUCCUCUUUUGCAACCUAUAUACUUUAUUAGCUAAGUAUCACUAGCACCUUUCUGUUGUAACUUGUAUGCUAAAGAUGGUCCUCAUGCUUCCAAAGAACUAAGUCCAUUCACGAGGAAACAAGUCAAAUAUUUCAGUCAAAUCAUGCAAACGUUUAAUAGAAAUAUCAUCUAAGAAUAAUUGUUUUACACAGUCAACAUUUAUAUUGCUUGUUAAGAUUAAAUAUCUAUCUGAAAGAUUAUUGGAACUAAAGGAAUACAAUCUUAAUUUGAAAGAACACUUUCUAAUAUCACUCUUAGUUUAUAAUGUAGUCACAAAACUAAGUAAUUUUUAAAAUUUCAGCAAAGAAAGACUAAAUUAAAAUUUGCAUUUAAAAGAUGACAGCUACAAGGUGGGAAGUGGUGGUACAUGCCUUUGAUCCCAGAACUCAGGAGGCAGAGGCAGAUGGAUCUCUGGGUCUGAGGCCAGUCGGGUUUACAGAGCAAGCUCCAGGACAGCUAGUGCUACAUAGAGAAAUUACCUCGAGAAGUCCAAAACAGAGAGAGAGAGAGAAUGAGGAGAGACAUAGAGAAAAAGAGACGGAGACAGAGAGGACAGUUAAAUUCAUUAUUGGUUUUUAUUUCAAGAAGUUUAAGUGCAUAGCAUAAUUUGGUUCUUUUAUCAUAGAGGACAAUCUUCAAUUAUUUCCCCCACUCAGAAAGUCUAACUAUGGUUCCAGUGGGUUUCUCAAACUGUUAGCUCUUUGUACAAUAGCAUAAAAAUAAGAGAUUAGAACAGAAUAGUUUUAAAAUUAUCGUCUAUAAUAAGUGCUUAUAUUAAAAAGUUUAAUGUAAAUAUAAGCUAUACAUGUAACAGAAAAAUUCUGAGACAAGGUUUUAUUUAUCCAAGGCUGGUCUUGAACUCACUAUGUAGCCCAGACUGAUCUCAAACUCACAGUGAUCCUCCUGCCUCAGUGUCCCAAGAUCUGAGGUUACAGGCAUGUGCCCCCACUCCCACAGCUAUACAGGCAUCUUUAAAUUUUCUAUUAGCUACAUGCUAAAAAGAAAAUAUGAAAUUAUGAUAGUACAUUUUAAUCCAGUAUACACAAAUUAUUACAUCAAAAUUAAAAUUAACGAGAUCAUCUGAGUCACUUUUAUUCUGUUUCUAAAUUAGCAGUCUAAGCCUGUUUACAUCAGGUGGUCAGGAGCCACACUAUGGUGGACACACAGGUCUAAUCUACAACACUCUUCUUUUGAGCAAAGUGAGACUUGACUUUCUAUGGUUAGAUGUGAGCUGACAUUUCCACAUUGCUAGGUUGGUAAGCACCUAAGAUGCUGAUGUUACAGACAUAAAUUCCGAAACAUGUAUCAGGCUACUCCUGAACAUACUUUGUCUUGAGAAGUGUUCCGCAAGCUUACAUCAAAGCAACACUUCCUUAGGCAUUGCCAAAUUGUGUGUGUGUGUGUGUGUGUUUGUGUGUGUUUGUGUGUGUGUGUGUGUGUGUGUGUGUGUGUGUGUGUACUGCCCCAGAGUCCAUCUGGCUUGGGAAUCCUGACUGCAUCUAGAGUCUCCUGAGUACUUCCAUAAAAUCAACAGUAUUCUCACUUAGCAGAAACUACUGUUGCCCCCGUGGCCCCCCACUGAGCAGUCUGUACACAGAAUCCAUUCUCUACACAUCAGGCUAAGCUGGACAUCCUCUUGUUGGAGGCAAUCUUUCUAGAAGCCUCCUGAGAAAUACAUUUGCAUGACGGACAUGUUAUGAGGUGGUGAUUGAUAUGCCAGAUACCCACAAAUGUCCCAGGAUGUGGUCACAGCUCGCACUUGUGGGGUUCUGGCAGAAGGGCCUGAUUAACGCUGUCACUGAACAGACUUUUUAAAAACUUUUGGAAUUUUUUUUUUACAUACUGAUUUUAGAAUAAUUGUCAAUAUCCUGUGGUCAUUUUCAGAUUUAUAAAGAAGCAGCUUGCCUUCUAAAGAGACCUCACCUGCAUACAUUUGA